Rhagoletis pomonella (apple maggot) is the source of this 1585-nucleotide messenger RNA. RefSeq names its product growth hormone-regulated TBC protein 1-A-like. Lineage: Eukaryota; Metazoa; Arthropoda; Insecta; Diptera; Tephritidae. The record is from RefSeq and is a predicted model, not a curated record.
GCGCGUUUUACAAAAUAAAAUAAUUUGGCAAAAGUAAAAAUUUAGAACUUAAAAAGAGUAAAACGUAUAAUAGUUGAUAAAGUGCGUAAGAAUGAAUUAAGGACAAUCAAGAACAAGUUUUGCUUAGUGCUAGUGCUGGGAAUUUUGUGAGAAGUCUUAUAAAAUCUAUGCUAAUGGUUAAAAUUUUACAGCCAUCUGCAAGCAACAUAAAAGAAAAUAAAAUCGCUAUACCUAUUGCCAAUAACAAGAAAAAAUUUAGUACAUAUGUAUGUAUGUAGGUAUUAUUAAUGCAAAAACGCCUCCACUUCAGCGGGCCUAGUGUUUAGGAUACAGAGGCGUUGACGUAGGCGCCUGCGUUAGCACCAAUAGUGUUAAAAAUAGUCGAGUGAUAAGAGGCUUUGCUUUGCAAGUGGCUUGCAAUUGAAAAUCGUUAAUCGCCUUAUCAGGUUAUUUUUGCUUGUUGCUGGGAAACGGAAUAAAAACGCCCCAAUUGAGGGCAGUGGGGCGCUUCGAAAGAAAAGGCACCUGUGCUCGCAUACUUAAGCCAGCAAAAUUCGCCAGUAAUAAGUAAAAUUGUUCACAAAUAUAUGUGGUAUGUGCAUAUGUUAAACUUUGUAAGCAAAUUUACUCAAGGAGGUCGUAGCCGAAAGUAGAUUGCAUCGACAGGUAGACCAAUAAAUUAAGGCCUAAAUGUGGCACUGGUAUAAUGGAUGUUCUCGUUAUGCAUGCUAAUAGGCAGUAUAUCAACCUUACAUGAAGUUAAAUUAAUGCAAAGAGUGAAUAAUCGUUCUAAGCGGAUGCCGGUAACAAGUGCGUACGGGAACGUGAACCAAAGUUGAAAAGUCGUUUUUGCUAAUAACCGCUGCUAUCAACCAGUUGAAUUUUACGUGUUUGUAGUACGGUUGACAAAGACACAUUUCUAUGGAUGUAGCAGCAGGUAGCAACUCAAGAUUCAGCGAUGUUGACGAAUAUGGCUUUAAACGCUCGGAUAAAUUUGAUUAUAAAAAUUAUGAACAAUUCAUGUCCGGUUACCUGAAGACGCUCACAAAGCGCCGCAUGAAAUGGGAAGCCAUCUUGCAGCGUAAUGCCGAUCUCACCAUAAUCGACAGUAAAUUGAAGCGGUACAUACGAAAGGGUAUACCAGGACCCUUUCGUCCUGAUAUAUGGAUGAAAAUUUCUGGCGCCGCCAAAUUGCAACAACGUUCACCCACUUUAUAUCGUAAUUUGUUAAGCGCACAUUACGAAAAAGAAAUCUGCGAUUCCAUAUCAAUUGAUCUACCUCGUACAUUUCCCGACAAUAUUCACUUUGAUAUGAAAAAGGAGCGUCUCUUCAACAUUUUGGUCGCGUAUGCGCAUCAUAAUCGAGAAGUUGGCUACUGCCAAGGAUUGAAUUAUAUAGCGGGACUAUUAUUGAUCGUCACAGACGAUGAAGAGAAAUCGUUCUGGCUACUCAAACAUAUUGUCGAGAAUAUUGUACCACAGUAUCAUACAAAAAAUAUGGCAAAUCUAUUACGUGAUUUGGCAGUAUUCAAGGAAAUGAUUAUAAGACGAGCGCCGCAAGUUAAUCGGCACAUAGAAAAUUUAG